Messenger RNA from Fusarium sp. VM40, 3927 nucleotides. The record is from the annotation of a GenBank genome assembly. NCBI's taxonomy places the organism in Eukaryota, Fungi, Ascomycota, Sordariomycetes, Hypocreales, Nectriaceae.
AUGGUGCGCCUUCGAGAGAUUCCCCGAACGGCCUCCUUUGCCUGGUCUCCAGGUGCUGGCAAGCCUAUCUUAGUUACCGGCACUCGUGCAGGGGCUGUUGAUGUCGAUUUCUCUGGCGAGAGUAAGCUUGAACUCUGGGAUCUUGCUCUGGACGACCAACAGCAGGGCCUUGAGCUACAACCUGUCGCUAGCAUCAGCACCGACGCUAGGUUCUACGAUGUUGCAUGGGGUCCCCCCAACGAAGACCACCCCCAGGGUAUUAUUGCCGGCGCUCUCGAGAAUGGAUCAUUGGAUCUCUGGGAUGCCGAGAAGCUCAUUGCUGGGGACUCAGAUGCCCUGAUCUCUCAAACAUCAAAACACAGUGGUCCUAUUAAGGCGAUAGAAUUCAACCCCUUGAAGCCUCAAAUUCUUGCCACUGCUGGCGCGAAAGGAGAGCUCUUCAUCUACGACGUCAACGAUAUCGCCAACCCCUUCCGACUGGGAAACGCUGCUGCGCGAUCCGACGAUAUCGAAUGCCUCGCAUGGAACCAGAAAGUCUCACACAUCUUGGCCACGGGUGGGAACGGUGGAUUUGUCACCGUUUGGGACUUGAAGACUAAGAAAGCCUCCCUGACUCUCAACAACAACCGCAAAGCUGUCAGCUCCAUUGCCUGGGAUCCCAACAACUCGACAAAGCUCUUGACAGCAACUCCCGAUGAGACCAACCCCGUUAUCAUGCUGUGGAAUCUCCGAAAUUCCAAUGCUCCUGAGCGGACACUACAGGGUCAUGAGUCUGGUAUUCUCUCCCUUUCUUGGUGCCAGCAGGAUGCCGAUCUCUUGCUUUCAUGUGGCAAGGACAACCGAACUAUUGUGUGGAACCCCAGCACUGGCGAGCGAUACGGCGAGCUACCUGAAGUUACCAAUUGGACAUUCCUCACCCGUUUCAACCCUCACAAUCCCAACCUUUCAGCGACUGCCAGCUUCGACGGAAAGAUCACGGUGCAGACCCUUCAGAACACCAACCCUGACACCUCCAAGGCUGCGGCUGAGAAGAACCUCGAUGAUGAGGAUUUCUUCCGUGCUGCUCAAGAUCAGCCCCAAGACGCCUCGUGGUCGUUGGCCAAGGCUCCCAACUGGUUCGAGAGGCCUGUGGGUGCUUCCUUCGGCUUUGGCGGUAAGAUUAUUGUUUUUAGGCCAAACGCUACUCAACCUGGACAAAAGCGUUCGUCUAAGAUCACGAUCACCAACUUCUCUAUCGAUUCCGAUAUUUCUUCUGCCACCCAAAAGUUCCAAGAAGACAUUGCUGCUGGCAACAUCACUGAAAUAUGUGCCGAGCGGGUCGAACACGCCAAAACUGAUGAGGAAAAGGCUGAUUGGGAAGUGAUGAAGACGCUUGUUGGCGAGAACCCUCGUGGCAAGAUUGUGGAGUACCUUGGCUUCAACAAGGACGACCUCACGAACGGCAGUGCUGAGGAAACUACUGAGGAUGCUGAUGACGACGAUGAAGAUGACGACGAUGAGGAUGAAGAGACCAAGGCCUCAGCAGGGGAUGCCAAAGACAACAAGAAGAAGCGCGUCUCCAGCUUCUUUGAAGGUACUGAGGGUGAUGGUGAUGACUUCUUGUCCGAUCUUGCCGCUACUAAGGGUGCGAAGACUGAUAAUCCCUUUCAUCUCUUCAGCGAUUCCGAUACCACUAUCGAGAAGAGCAUCACCACUGCCCUCAUGCUGGGCAACUUUACCAAGGCAACUGAACUAUGUCUCAAGGAAGAUCGAUUCGCCGAUGCAUUCUUGAUUGCCAAUUGCGGUGGUCAGGAACUUGUUGAGAAGGUCCAAUCUGCUUAUCUCUCGCGUAAGAGUGGCAUGCCCAGCUACAUGCGUCUACUAGGCUCAGUCAUUACUAAGAACCUUUGGGAUGUUGUCUACAAUGCUGAUUUGGAGAACUGGAAAGAGACCAUGGCUAUCGUCUGUACUUUCUCUGACCCCAAUGAGUUCUCGGAUCUCUGUGAGGCCCUGGGCGACAGGAUUGACGAGGAAGGCGAUCGAAAGGAUGCUUCAUUCUGCUAUCUUGUUGGAUCCAAGCUGGAGAAGGUGGUCUCUAUCUGGGCUGACGAGCUUGAUGAAGCUGAGGAGGCUGGUUUGAAGGAGGAGUCUGAAGAUUCUACCUUCUCUGUCCAUGCCAGGUCUCUACAGAACUUCAUCGAGAAGGUAACGAUCUUCCGCCAGGCUACCAAGUUCCAGGACAGCGAGACAAGUUUGACUUCAGAUUGGAAGCUCUCAGUUUUGUACGACAAGUACACUGAGUAUGCCGAUAUUUUGGCUGGUCACGGCCAACUGGAGACUGCUCAAAAGUACCUGGACCUUCUCCCAUCCAACUACCCUGCUGCAGAACUGGCAAGGAAUCGUGUACGCCUAGCUACAAAGAAGCCUGCUGCUCAGUCCGCUGCUCGAGUACCAGCUUCGUCAAGCAGGACGUCGUCCAGGGUGCAGCCUACUGUUGCUUACCAAACCCCUGUGCCCCUGACCGCAGCUAAUGGCCCGCCUGGUACCAUCACACGGGAUCCUUACAGCAAUAUCAUCCCCGGCCCCGGGCCAGUUGCUCCUCGAACAACCGGAUCGCCUGCACAGCAAUACCAGCCUCCUACUAACCCUUACCAGCCACAGAGCAACUUUGCUGCUCCUGCGCAAACUGGAUACGGAGCUGCUGCUGGUUAUCAACCUCAUGCUCAGUCUGGCUAUGGUGCUCCCGCUCAGUCUGCUUACGGUGCUCCUGCCCAGGCUGGUUAUGGCGCUCCCACUCAACUUGGCUAUGGUGCUCCCGCUCCCCUUGCACCUCCUCCAAUGGGCGGCCCUCCUCGAAACACCACUCCCUCAUCCAUAACACCUGCGGCGAAUCGUAAGGACAUGGAUAACUGGAACGAUGUCCCGCUCGUUACCAAGGCACCUCCUGCACGCAGGACCACACCUAGUGUUCAGGCUAUCACUUCUCCUUUCUCGGGCCAGCAAGGCGUAGGCGCACCUCCCCCUCCUCCGGGUGCAUCUCCUUAUGGACAGCGAACUGGCUCGACCCCUCCUCCGCCUCCUCCGAAGGGACCAGCACCGCCUCGAGUUCAGUCGCCCUUAGCAGGUCCCCCCCAGAACUUCCAGGCUCCUCCUGCUGCUACAAGCGGCCAUAACCCUUACGCACCUCCUCCCCCUGCUGCCGGCGCUAUCCCGUCACCAAUGCCCAGCGUCGUCGGACGAACAGCAUCGCCUUACAACGCCCCUCCUGCCGGAGCACCUCCCACAAACCGAUAUGCUCCCGCUCCUGCAGCACAGCAGCAGCAACAGUACAAUCAACCCCCAGGAUCGGCGCCCCCUCCCGGAGCCGCAAGCCGUCCUCCGGCCGGUUCAUUUGGAGCCCCACCUCAGCAGUCAACUCCUCAUGGCCAGUACGCUCCCUCCCCAUAUGGUGCCCCUCCUAGUCAACAGUCUGCACCUCCCACUGGACCUCCCCCGAUGAACAGACCCGGACCUCCUGGUGGUCCCCCUGGUGGUCCAUUCGCCAAUUCGUCUCCCAGGCCAACCCCUCCUCCCCAGUCGUCAACCCCUCCCAAGGCCAGACAUCCUGCUGGCGACCGAUCGCACAUCCCUCCCAACGCUCAGCGCCUGGUAGACCUUCUGAGCCAGGACAUGCAGCGAGUUGCUUCCAAGGCUCCUUCAACGUUUGCGCCUCAAGUCAAGGAUACCCAGAAGCGACUCGGCUUACUCUUUGAUCACUUGAACAACGAGGAGUUGGUGAAGCCUGACACGAUUGCGCAGCUUUCUGAGCUUGCCAGUGCUAUUGAGGCCAAGGAUUACGAAGGAGCACACAAGCUUCAGGUUGAGCUUCAGCGAGACAAGACCGAGGAGUGUGGUAACUGGAUGGUUGGUGUUAAGAGGCUUAUUAGCAUGAGCAAGGCUACACCGUAA